AUGUCCACGCGCAUCGGUAAGGCGAUCCGGAGAGACGCGGCGGCGAGCAAGGCGCGGGUGUACGCGAACGCGAACGACGAAAAGCCGCGCGAGUACUGGGACUACGAGGCGCUGAGCGUGCAGUGGGGGGAGCAGGAUGACUACGAGGUGGUGAAGAAGGUUGGGAGAGGGAAGUACAGCGAGGUUUUUGAGGGCCGGAACGCGAGCGGGGAGAAGUGCGUGAUAAAGAUUUUGAAGCCGGUAAAGAAGAAGAAGAUCAAACGCGAGAUUAAGAUUUUGCAAAACCUGGCGGGAGGGAUAAACGUGAUCAAACUCCUGGAUGUCGUGCGAGAACCGACGACGAAGACGCCGAGCUUGGUGUUCGAGUACGUGAACGCGAACGAUUUCAAGGUUUUGUAUCCGACACUGACGGAUUACGACAUUCGGUAUUACAUCUUUGAGCUGCUGAAGGCGUUGGACUUUUGCCAUUCGCAAGGGAUCAUGCAUCGGGACGUAAAACCGCACAACGUAAUGAUCGAUCACUCUAAACGCGAGUUGCGAUUGAUCGAUUGGGGUUUGGCGGAGUUUUAUCACCCGGGAAAGGAGUACAACGUGCGCGUGGCGUCGCGAUAUUUCAAGGGCCCCGAGUUGUUGGUGGACCUCCAGGAUUAUGAUUACUCGCUCGACAUGUGGUCGCUGGGAUGCAUGUUUGCGGGAAUGAUAUUCAGAAAGGAGCCAUUCUUCGCCGGUCACGACAACUACGACCAGCUCGUGCGAAUCGCGAAGGUGCUCGGCACGGAUGAGCUGUACGCGUACCUCAACAAAUACAGGAUCGAGCUCGAUCCCAACUUCGAGGCUCUGAUCGGGAGACACUCGCGCAAGCCGUGGAACAAGUACAUCACGCAGGAAAAUCAGCACUUGGUGAGCAACGAGGCGAUUGAUUUCCUCGAUAAGCUAUUGCGUUACGAUCAUCAAGAACGCAUCACGGCGAAGGAAGCGCAGAGCCACCCGUACUUUGACGUUCUCAAGAAGAAGUAA
Messenger RNA from Ostreococcus tauri, 1017 nucleotides. RefSeq names its product Serine/threonine-protein kinase, active site. NCBI's taxonomy places the organism in Eukaryota, Viridiplantae, Chlorophyta, Mamiellophyceae, Mamiellales, Bathycoccaceae. The record is from RefSeq and is a predicted model, not a curated record. Bases 1 to 1017 code for a protein of 338 amino acids. The transcript has a single exon. Gene Ontology annotation, molecular function: protein serine/threonine kinase activity; ATP binding. Gene Ontology annotation, biological process: protein phosphorylation. Gene Ontology annotation, cellular component: cytosol; nucleus; protein kinase CK2 complex.